Brachypodium distachyon (stiff brome) is the source of this 891-nucleotide messenger RNA. RefSeq names its product auxin-responsive protein IAA9. The transcript has 2 exons. Gene Ontology annotation, cellular component: nucleus. Gene Ontology annotation, biological process: regulation of DNA-templated transcription. Lineage: Eukaryota; Viridiplantae; Streptophyta; Magnoliopsida; Poales; Poaceae. The record is from RefSeq and is a predicted model, not a curated record. Gene Ontology annotation, molecular function: protein binding. Bases 131 to 655 code for a protein of 174 amino acids.
GCAUCUCUUUCCUUCUUCGCCAAUCCAACCAAAGUUAUUCUUAUUCUCUCCGGUCUUCGCAAGAGAAGCACUAAUCCACCACAACGCGAUUGCAAUCCACACAUAGCUGUCGAAGGAUCCGUCCAUUGACAUGGAGCUGGAGCUCGGGCUGGCGCCGCCGAACACGAAGCACCUCCUCGGCGACACGACGGAGGUGGACUCUGCCGCCUGCCGCGGCGGGAGCGGGACGAAGAGAGGCUUCGGCGAGGCGUUCGACGAGGAGGAGAAGACGCAGGCGGCGGCGACGCUGCCGCUCUUCGACGACGGCGGCAGCAGCAGCGGCAGCGUUCGGAAGCAGAAGAAGGCGGCCCUGGUGGUGGGGUGGCCGCCGGUGAGGGCGGCGCGCCAUGGCGGGCACGUGAAGGUGUGGAAGGAAGGCGUGGGCAUCGGGAGGAAGGUGGACGUGUCACGCCAAGGCUCCUACGGCGGCCUCCUCGACACGCUCGCCCGCAUGUUCCCCGACGAGAAGGAGACGCGUGGGCAGCAUGAUGACGAUGGUGAUGAUCGUGGCCUCGUGAUCACCUACGAGGACGCCGAUGGGGACUGGAUGCUGGUCGGAGACGUGCCGUGGGAUGAUUUCGCGCGGUCUGUGAAACGUCUGAAGAUUCUGCUCUGACAGCCGAGAGGAUACAAUAGAGAUGGCCAGGGGAUGCUAGAUUUUGGGAAUGUUCCUUUUUUCUGUGAGAUGCUUAUUGCCUGCACAUCUUCACUGCUUGUUAUGCCACAAUUACAAUCAAUCCAUUCGUGUAUAAUACAACGUUUUCUUCUCUCUCAUUUUUCGGUUUUCAGAGAGCGUGUAAACUUAUGCAACCGUUUCUUCUUUACAACCAAAAUACAGUUUCAAUUGUCAAA